ACCACCGCGAACGGAGGCGCCCGGAGCCAUGGCCCCGACUGCAGAAAACUCCUUGGCCUGCGGCUGCCCUGCCAACAUCUUCUCCUCUGUAGAAGGGGUGGCCGAACGGAAGCUCUACAUCCUGUUCGUGCAGUUGUGCGCUCUCAUGGUCCUUGUCCGCCUUUGGCACAUGAUCCUCAGGCUCAUUCGCCUCCCUCAGUACACCGCCGAGCUCCUCGCUGCAAUUGUCGUAGGUCCAUUCUUUCUGGGUCGUAUCAGCUGGGUGAAGGCGGUGCUCUUUUCCCCAGAGGGUGUGAACACACUGGUAGGAUUUUCGUCCACUGGUGGCCUCCUGGUUGCGUUUCUCUGUGGUCUUGAGAUGGACCCAUCACUCAUCUGGAUCCAUGGGCAUCGAGCCUGGCUCAACAUACUGGGCAUUGUGACCCUUUCGGCCGCAUUAGGUACUGCCACAUCGGACAUGUUAUACAACAUGAUUGAUCCCCGGACCAGCCGUGGCCACUUCCGCUUUGUACUAUCGCUCUUCUUCACCAUCACAGGUUCUCCGGCAUUGGUCCGACAGGCCACUGAGAUGAAGCUGGGCAGCACCGAGGUUGGGAAGCUUGGCGUCUGGGUGGCAGUACUCAACGAUGUUGCCUGCAUCACAGUAAUGGCCCUGAUGACUCUAUUGCCUGUCCUCUCUGGGGCCUCAAUGAUGGAGAGCCCAUUGGAGCCCUUGAUAGCACUGGCCUACCCGGUGCUGGCCUACUUCUUCGUCGGCCGUUUGAUGUGCCAUGUGAUGCAAGACAGGGGCAGCGACGCACAACUGAUGGUGGUGAUGGGGAUCAUGUUGGCAUACACGGCCAUGGGGGAGGUGGUGGGAUACAACGGCAUGGUGGCGAGCUUCAUGUUGGGGAUUAUGGUGCCGAGGGAGGGGGGCGUGGUGACAUCGCUCGUGGACCGGCUCUACUACCCGGCGCGCUUUGUUUGUUUGCCUAUGUAUAUUACAUUCAUGACCCAUGUCUCAUGGGCAGGACCGAUAGAGCCGCUUGCAGUUUUGCCAGUAUUCAUUACGGUGAUCUUGUCUACAACAGCAAAGCUGGCGAUCUCUCUGGGCAUGGCGUGGGUGUACAAGACUCCACUGCACGACGGCCUCAUCUUAGGUUUCCUCCUCAAUGUUAGGUCCUUUCCUGACCUGAUAUUUUUCGCAGUGACCGUGGAGCAAAGAAUGAUUGAUGUCCGGAUUGUGGAGGUUGUGAUGGUCAGCUCCUUCCUCAACUCGUUGGUUGCUGCCUUGGCUCUGCUUGGCAUAAUACGGGUCAACAAGAAACCCAAUGUCAUGAUCUCCACACACUCAGGAAUGGAGGAGCAGAGCAUUGGGGCUGAGCUCCACCUGCUUGUGUGCCUCCAUAACGUCAUUGACGUGCCUUGCUCCAUCAACCUCAUUGAGUCGUGCCGUGGCCACGGUACCUUCUCCCUUUCUGUCAACACCAUGCACCUGAUCGAGUACAAUGAGCGCACGGCCGCACAGCUGUUGUACCGUCGGGACAUCACGCACAUGCUGGUUGGGGGUGAGUGGAAGCAGAUAAGCGAUGCAUUCGAGGCAUACAGGAGCAAGGUGGCCUUCUCGAUGCGGCACAGCACCACCAUCUCCUUCUUCUUCAACAUGUAUGAGGACAUCUGCGGCAGAGCCAAGGAGGUGGACGCCUCCAUGAUCGUUCUUCCCUAUCACAUGCUCUAUAGAGCUGAUGGCAAAAUGCAGGUGCGGAAUUUAGCAAUUAGGAAGCUCAAUCAGAGGGUGAUAAGCCAUGCACCAUGCCCAGUGGGAAUAAUCAUCAAUCGGGGCCUCGGGGGCACCACGCUGAGGUCUGCGGCCCACAUGUCCCACAACCGCAAUGUGCUCGGGCUCUUUUUUGGAGGGCCAAGUGAUCGCGAGGCGGUCACCCUAGGGGGAAGGCUGGCUGAGCAUCCCAACAUCAGCUUUACACUGGUCAACUUCUUGUUUACAAGACCUAACAAUCGGCCGGAGCAGGCAAGGCCUCGAGUCUCUUCUAACACAGCGAGGGUUCGGAAAUCUCAGCAGAAAUCUACUCCAAAACUGAAUUCUUUCGCCGAGAACGAGAAGGCCCUAGACCAGAUGUUUCUGGAUAGUUUUAGAGGGAAGCAUGAGAAAAAUAGGAGAGUGUUCUAUGAAGAGAGGAUAGUGAAAACGAAGCAAAACCUGGUUGCAACACUGCAAGCUUUAGAUGCCGAGUGCACAUUGUUUAUCGUAGGCCAAGGACAGUCGCUAGCUGCCGCUGGGCUGAUGAUGUCGACAGAGUGCCCUGAGCUUGGCCCUGUAGGGGACCUGUUAGCUCACUCAUAUUCUUCCAUUACUAGUUCAGUUUUAGUUGUAAUACAAAGUAGUUCUCACAAGUCAUUUCCACACGAGAGCUAGAGAAAAUGAUGCAUUUCUGUAAAUCUUUCAACUGGGCAAGUCAAACGAAAACUCACCCAAAUCGACUCUCCUCGGUGGUAAGUGUCCAUCCAAGGGUGACUCUUCCUGCGCCCUGUUAGACUCGUCUGAGACAAUGAGUCUCGCCAUGUUGGUCGAGUCUCUAAGGUCUUCACUGAAUCCUUUCCUCGUUCAGGGCAUUCUUGCUUGCGAAAAAAUGGGAGAUCUGCUUCAAGUCUUUAGGUUGGGCAUAGGGCACCUCUUUUGUAUAGGCCCGAAUAUGUGCAUCAACAAUUGAUAUGUAUAUGAGUGUCAGAAAUACGAAAUUGACUUUUUAAUUAAGACAUUUGUACUCUGUUUCAAUAA
This is a messenger RNA of Amborella trichopoda, 2776 nucleotides long. Its product is annotated as cation/H(+) antiporter 19. Gene Ontology annotation, molecular function: antiporter activity. Lineage: Eukaryota; Viridiplantae; Streptophyta; Magnoliopsida; Amborellales; Amborellaceae. Gene Ontology annotation, biological process: proton transmembrane transport; regulation of pH. The record is from RefSeq and is a predicted model, not a curated record. Gene Ontology annotation, cellular component: membrane; endomembrane system.